UGUUGCAAGAGGAGGUGAGAAGGCGAGCUUUACACAGAUAGAGAGAGAGAGAGAGAAAGAGAGAGAGACAGGCGGUGUGAUAGUCAGUACACAGAACAGAGACAUUCAGGAAUAGAACAGGCAAUGCAUACACUCAGAUAGUGCACUUGAGCCUUUGCAUUUAUUUCCCUGCUUGUGUGUGUGUGUGUGUUUGUGUGUGUGAGAGAGAGAGAGAGAGAGGGAGAGCUCAGUGCGUUUCCACGGUUGUCCUGAGGCCGUGGCAACCAUGGCAUCAGAGGCAAACACCCAAUCCAGGGUGAUGUUCCAGUCCACGGACAAAGCUACAGAGCCGGGACACCGCAAGCUGGGCAAGCUGACUGUCAAAUACAACCGCAAGGAUCUGCAGAGGAGGCUGGAUAUCGAGGAAUGGAUAGAUGAGCAGCUGCACCUGCUCUUUGACUGUGAGGAAGAAGACAUCCCAGAGUUGGAGAUUGACAUAGAUGAGCUCCUGGAACUAUCAGAUGAGGGACAAAGACUUCGACUCCAGGAGUUGUUGCAGGAGUGCGGGAAGCCCAUAGAGGAUUUUGUCAACGGGCUGCUCUAUAGGAUAAAGGGACUACGUAAAAUGUCAGGCCCUUUGAAGAAAUAGUUACAGGGUCAGCAUCAAGCAAUGGAACACCAAGACAGUCUAUCAAGUUCAAGAAUUUUCUUUAAUUAAGAUUUGUGGACCGCUAUGAUAAUAUAUACAGUACAUAAACAUGUACAUACAUAUACUGUACAUGUCUCCCUUGAAUAUAAUAAUGCACAUGUGAUAAAAGGUAUAGUAUUACUCAAGUUGUUUUUUUGUGGAAGACUGUAUAUUUUUUGCUUGCUUGUUCAUGUAAAUAAAUAUUUUUGUUUGCUUUAAGAGUGCUGUAUGACAAUAAAAUAAGGCAUUUUCAA
Messenger RNA from Doryrhamphus excisus (bluestripe pipefish), 921 nucleotides. RefSeq names its product protein phosphatase 1 regulatory inhibitor subunit 14D (gene ppp1r14d). The record is from RefSeq and is a predicted model, not a curated record. Gene Ontology annotation, cellular component: cytoplasm. Gene Ontology annotation, biological process: innate immune response; regulation of phosphorylation. NCBI's taxonomy places the organism in Eukaryota, Metazoa, Chordata, Actinopteri, Syngnathiformes, Syngnathidae. Gene Ontology annotation, molecular function: protein serine/threonine phosphatase inhibitor activity.